GCGCGCGUGCACACACACAGGUUUUCACAGCUAUCCUUGCAAGGACAUCUGCCUUGACUUCAAUUUUCCAUUCAUUUGGACAGCUUUAUCCCCAACCUUAACCAUAACCAGUUAUUGCCUAACCCUAAACUUGACCUAACCACAGUCCACACCAUAAUCUAUACUUUCAGUCAGAGUGUGAGAAAUUAGGUUAUGUCUCAUUAGGACGCGACUGGGACGGUCCUGCUGAGAACUACUGGUCCUGACGAGCUCCCGGCCCAGCCAUGUUCGGCACAGAGUCCUCAUUAAGCAUGUUUCUCAACACCCUGACGCCCAAGUUUUACGUGGCUCUGACGGGCACUUCCUCCCUCAUAUCAGGACUCAUAUUGAUCUUUGAGUGGUGGUAUUUCAGGAAAUAUGGGACCUCCUUCAUAGAGCAGGUGUCUGUGAGCCACCUGCGCCCCCUGCUGGGCGGAGUGGACAGCAGCUCCCCCAGCAACGCCAACACCAGUAAUGGGGAGGCCGACUCCAAUCGACAAAGUGUGUCUGAAUGUAAAGUGUGGAGAAAUCCUCUGAAUUUAUUUCGUGGCGCAGAGUAUAAUCGAUAUACAUGGGUAACUGGUCGAGAGCCUCUGACGUAUUAUGACAUGAACCUGUCGGCGCAAGACCACCAGACCUUCUUUACCUGUGACUCAGACCACCUCCGGCCGGCUGAUGCCAUAAUGCAGAAGGCGUGGAGAGAGAGGAACCCACAGGCUCGCAUCUCUGCCGCACACGAAGCACUGGAGCUUGAAGAUUGUGCGACAGCAUACAUCCUCCUGGCAGAGGAGGAGGCCACCACCAUCAUGGAGGCUGAACGCUUGUUUAAACAGGCACUAAAAGCUGGAGAGAGCUGUUAUCGCCGCAGCCAGCAGCUCCAGCAUCAUGGUACACAGUAUGAAGCCCAGCACAGAAGAGACACCAACGUGUUGGUGUAUAUAAAGAGAAGACUGGCCAUGUGCUCCAGAAAGCUUGGCCGAACACGAGAAGCUGUUAAAAUGAUGAGAGAUUUGUGUGUUUUCCAGUUAAUGAAGGAGUUCCCUCUCCUCAGUAUGUUCAACAUCCAUGAAAACCUGCUGGAGUCGUUAUUAGAGCUCCAGAACUACGCUGACGUCCAGGCCGUUCUGGCCAAGUAUGACGAUAUUAGCUUACCCAAAUCUGCAACAAUAUGCUACACAGCAGCCUUGCUCAAAGCGAGGGCGGUAUCGGACAAGUUCUCUCCCGAGGCAGCGUCCAGACGAGGACUGAGCACAGCAGAGAUGAACGCAGUAGAAGCCAUCCACAGAGCGGUGGAGUUCAACCCUCACGUCCCCAAAUAUCUGCUGGAGAUGAAGAGUCUGAUUCUUCCUCCAGAACACAUCCUGAAAAGAGGCGACAGUGAGGCCAUCGCCUACGCCUUCUUCCACUUGCAGCACUGGAAAAGGGUGGAGGGGGCGCUCAACCUGCUGCACUGCACCUGGGAAGGCACGUUCAGAAUGAUCCCCUAUCCUCUGGAGAAGGGACACCUCUUCUAUCCUUACCCCAUCUGCACAGAGACAGCCGACAGAGAGCUGCUACCCACAGUGUUUCACGAGGUGUCAGUGUAUCCAAAGAAGGAGCUACCCUUCUUCAUCCUCUUCACAGCCGGACUCUGCUCCUUCACCGCCAUGUUGGCUCUGCUCACACACCAGUUCCCUGAGCUCAUGGGAGUGUUCGCUAAAGCGUUCCUCAGCACCUUGUUCGCUCCUCUCAACUUCAUCAUGGAGAAGGUGGAGAGCAUCCUGCCGUCCAGCCUCUGGCACCAGCUCACCCGCAUAUGACCUCACAUACCACCACAGAACCAGACCCCGGAGAAAACCAGAACCAGGAGCCGACCUCCAACCGGACAGAAACAGCUGAACUGAAACCCAGAAUGCUGCAUUGGACUGAACUGACCACACGUCUGUGCCAAGAUGAAGAGUUCAAAGCAAACGGGCGCAAGCGGUCGCCAGGAGGAGGAGGAGGAGGAGGCGUGAGGCGAAAAACACAACACAACACAA
Solea senegalensis (Senegalese sole) is the source of this 2036-nucleotide messenger RNA. RefSeq names its product suppressor of tumorigenicity 7 protein homolog. The transcript has 16 exons. The coding region runs from base 264 to 1817 and encodes 517 amino acids. NCBI's taxonomy places the organism in Eukaryota, Metazoa, Chordata, Actinopteri, Pleuronectiformes, Soleidae. The record is from RefSeq and is a predicted model, not a curated record.